CCCGUUCACACUUAGCAGCGGGCGCUGGGCGCGUGUGAGAUGAGGCGGCCCGGGGCCGCCCGGCUCCCGCCUUGCGCUGAGCGGCCGGGGCUGUGAGCGGGAUCCCCGGGGGCCGCUUUCGGAGUCCGCCCCCCCCCCCCCGCAGGGACUCGAUGCCCAGGCGGGGAGCAUGGCAGGGAGGCGGCCGCUGGGCGCCCGCGCCCUCUCCCUGCUCCGGUGGCUGGGGAUGCUGCUGCUGCCGCUGCCGCCGCUGCUCCAGGCCGGGCAGGGCUGCCCGGGUCACUGCUACUGCUUCGCCACGCCGGAGCUGGACCAGUGCAGCUACGUGCGCCUGCAGGAGCCGCCGCGGGACCUGCCCCGCGGGGUGCGCAACCUCACCGUCGCGGGCGGCAACCUGACGGUGCUGCGCCGGGCGGCCUUCGCCGGCAACGGGAGCCGGCCGCUGGGCGACCUGAGCCGGCUGCUGCUGCCCCGCGACAACAUCCAGGCCAUCGAGGAUCGCGCCUUCCAGGGGCUGCCCGGGCUGGCGGCGCUGGACCUCAGCCACAACCCGCUGCGCGCCCUGGCCGGCGGCGCCUUCCGCGGCUGCCCGCGGCUGCGCACCCUCAAGCUCAACCAGGCGCUGCUGCUGCUGGGCGAGGAGCCGCUGGCCGGCGCCCUGCGCAACCUGAGCCUGCGGCGGCUGGAGCUGGCGGGCAACGGGCUGAGGGCGCUGCCGGGCGCCGCGCUGCCGGAGGGGCUGGAGGAGCUGGAUCUGCGGAACAACUCGCUGCAGGGGCUGAGCCCCGAGGAGCUGGCCCGGUUGGACUCGGCCCCGCUGGGCAGGCUCCAGCUCUACCUGGGCUCCAACCCGCUGCGCUGCGACUGCGCCCUGCGCCCGCUGCUGGGCUGGAUGCGCAACGCCAGUUGGAGGGUGGCGGACGCGCGCAGCCUGCGCUGCGCCGCCCCGCGGGAGCUGAGCGGUUCGCCUGUGCUGCGCCUCCGCCUGGAGCAGCUGGGCUGCGGGGCCGGGCGGGAGCCGCGCUCCGAGGAGGCCGGCGAGCAGAAGGAGCUGGAGACCGCCUCCUACGUGUUCUUCGGCAUCGUGCUGGCGCUGAUCGGGGUCAUCUUCCUCAUGGUGCUGUACCUCAACCGCAGGGGCAUCAAGCGCUGGCUCAACAACCUGCGGGAGGCCUGCCGGGACCAGAUGGAGGGCUACCACUACCGCUACGAGCAGGACACCGACCCGCGCCGGGCCAGCGCCAGCCCCUCAGGGCUCUGAGCCAGCGUGCGGGGGCCACCGCCAGGCCAGAGAGCCCUGCCCGCAUGCAGGGAUCCCAUCCGUCCAGACUCUGCCCCUGGCCCCCGGGGAUCCCACUCCUCCACCCAUAGCCCGUGGGGAUCCCACCCCAAGCCCCCGCUCCUGGCCCUUAGGGAUCCUUCCCCCAGUCCUUGGGGAUCCCACCCCUCCACCCACUACCCACAGCCCAUGGGGAUCCCACCCCAAGCCCCCACCCCUGGCCCUCGGGGAUCCUUCCCCCAGUCCUUGGGGAUCCCACCCCUCCACCCACAGCCCUUGGGGGUCCCACCCCUCCACCCACUACCCACAGCCCGUGGGGAUCCCACCCCAAGCCCCUACUCCUGGCCCUUAGGGAUCCUUCCCCCAGUCCUUGAGGUUCCCAUCCAUCUGUCUACUACCCACAGCCCUUGGGGGUCCCACCUCAUUGCCCAAGGAGUGUGUCCCACACACAUGAGUAGGGCUACCACUAUCCAGGAAAUCCCCACAUCCAUUCAUGGACUAGAGCAUACCCCCAUGCAGGAGAAUAUCUAUUCACCCACGGAUUAUCUCAUAAAACCUCACUCCACCAAUCCCACCCGCUCCCCAGAGGAACACCCUCCCCCCUACUGUUGCCCACCUACCCAUGGAACAACCCCCAGGAGAAUACACUUCACCAACCCCCAUCCUCUACCCAGGAAAUGCCUACCUUCCACCCACCCACCCACUACCUGGGAAUACUCCCCUCUCCCUUCAUGCCUGACGGGGGGCACUUCCAACCAGAGGGUACCCCACUCCCCAGGACAACACCACCUGUCCAGGGAACACCCAGCAAAACACCCCUCCCCCAACCCUCACCCCCAGGAGGACAGCUUUUUGCCAACCCACUCAAGAUAGCACAGGAUCCAUCCUCAAGACAGUAACGCCCCUCCCACAAAACUAAGAAAACUGCACAGGAUCCCCUCCACCCCCGCAGAUCACUGCACAGCAUCCAGUCCCCAGGAGAAUACAUCCCCCUCAAUGGUCCUGGGGAUUGUGAAUGAGAGAGCUACCUACCUUCAAAUGAAUAACCGGCAUUAGAGACCACACAGGAUCCAUCACACCCACCCUCCCACCAGUGUUCUAGGAGCACGUGAAUGUACAGGACUCUCCGCUCAGAAUACACCCACAGUUGGGAAUUCACUGCCUGCACCCUGAGAGGCCCUUCUCUCCCCACCCCAAUGGUCCAGGAAACACCCAGGUCCAUGCAGAAUUAACUCCCAUCCAGGACUAUGCAGGAACCACUCCCGAAGAACCCCUCCAGCCCAGAAUGCACGGGCGGGGGGGGAAUGAAUGUACAGGAACCCUUUUGAAUGAACACAUCCCUUUCAAAAGAAAGCCCUUCACUCCUCCAGGGUGUGUGACAGCACAUGUUCCGCUGCCCUAACAGAAGAAUCCUCUCCCCGUGUCCCAUAGGAUGCUCCUCCAAAACCAUUGUCAGUGUCCAGGGAAGAAUCCAUGGGCCUGACCCCAGCAAAAGACCCUCCCAUGCCCUGAAGGAGUUAUGAAUGCACAGAAGAGCUCCAUGCACAUGCAACUCCUAGUUACUCCAGGAGAUUCUUUUAAUUUUUCCUUUGUUUAAAAAAAAAACCUUCUGCAAGAAGCUAGAAUACAACUCCCUGUGAAUUUACUUUGUGCACAUGGACCGUGGGGUGAGUUUUUACUUAGUGAGUUGCUGAAAGCAACGGGCUAGACGGUGUUAAGCUUGUUUCCUGGAUUUUAUUGGAGCCUAGACUUUUACCCUGUACAGUUGUCUUUCCUAGUAUAUUUCUAACAAAUACAAAACUAACUUGAUUUUUUUUUUGCUCCAAACACAGAGGAAAAGAAAACAAAAAACCCACAAGAAGUUACAUGAUCUGCUGAGCCCAUUAAUUUAUUAUGGUUUUGUUCCACAAAAAUUAUGACUUCUCUCAGGCACAAAAUAAUGCACCUGCACAACAACAAAAACUUCCCUGCAGGCUGUAUGCAUGUUGCUAAAGCACAUGGAAGCAAGUCAUUUCCGACUGCAAAGUAUAAUCUAGAGUCAACUGUCUCAGCAACCUUCAUAACUGUUUAAAAAAAAAGGCUCUCAAUAUCUUGCACAGGUUUGCUUAGAUCUGCGCCUGCUAGUAUAUACUAGAGCAAAUAUGCUGAAAGCUGCAUCCGGUGUAUUGUAUGUUUUCUAUAAAGCUUAUUGCAAUAAUUUCUGAAUACUUCACGGCUGAAGCAAUGUUGUUGUUAUUAUCCAUGUUUUGCAGAGCAAGGCCGUUAGGUGCUAAGUAAUCUCUGUAAAUAGAUGGUUCCACAUAAACUUCUGUGCUGUUGCUAGUUCUGUGGCUAGAAAAGCAGAAUGGGUUUAAUGGUUAGUGCACAGCAUUUGGGUUCUGAUCAUUCUGACCCCAAACUUGCUGUGUGACCUAGGACAAAUGACUUAGACCAGCGGUUCUCAAACUGGGGGUUGGGACCCCAAAGUGGGUCGGGACCCUGUUUUAAUGGGGUCACCAGGGCUGGCGUUAGACUUGCUGGGGCCCAGGGCCAAAGCCGAAGCUCCACCACCUGGGGUCAAAGCCGAAGCCUGAGGGCUUCAGCCCUGGGUGGCGGGGCUCAGGGCAGAAGCCUUUGGCGUCAGUUUUGGCCCCACCAGGCUUUGGAAUUGGCCCAGGGCAGUGGGGCUCGGGUGGGUUCAGGCCUCAGUCCCCACUCCUGGGGUCGUGUAGUCAUGUUUGUUGUCAGCAAGGGGUCACCAUGCAAUGAAGUUUGAGAACCCCCAACUUAGACCUUAAUUUCCAAAGUGGCCAAUCAUUCUGGGUUCCUCCCUGCUCCGCUGCCUAAGUACAGCGACGUCUUUAGCCUGCCCCCAGCUCCAGGUGCGGGUAUCUCUGAAAAUCAAGCUGUAGCUUUCUCUGAAGUGGGGCUCCUUAAAAGGGAGGCACCCAACAUUAGCGGACCCAACUGACAAUUUUGGCCUUAACUUGGUCUGUGUUUGCCUCUCGGUCAUAUCAGCAUAACAACAUUUACAUACUUCACUGGAGUGUUGCGAGCCCUAAUAAAUUAAAGCCUGAUCACAACGGAGUCGACAGCAGUACUCCCGCUGACAUCCCCGGGCACAGGAUCUAGCCCUCGCUGUUUAUAGCGUGCUUUGAAAUGCUUGGAAGCAAGGCAAUAUAUAUUAUUAUUCUACUCUAAGGCAUUAGCACAUCCAGGUCCAAAAUCUGCAAGCUGCUCCAUGCGGGGCACCCCGGUGGCCCCAUGAGCCUCACUGAAAUCCCAGGGGGAAAUCUGCAUUGAGCAGCUCUCAGCAUAGGGAGCUAAGAGUCUCGCAGUCCUUGCUCAGGCAAAUCUCCCGCUGAUUGCAUUGAGUAAAGAGCCCAGGCUCCGUGUGAAAAGCACCCUGCAGACUUGGGCCGUGGAUCCAUGCCUAUUGAAUGCAAUGGCAAAAUCCCUGCCAGCUUCAAGGGCCUUCAUGCUCGUAAAUCAUACAGACGCUUUUGAAAAUUUCACCUGUAGGUGCCUAAAUAUGAACUUAGAAGCCCAACCUUCAGCUCCCAUUUCUAGAAGUGUCAGCCUCUCUCUGUGUUUCAUAAAUGGGGCUUUCUCACCGAGCAGCUCAGAAGCCUAAGAUUAAUACUUUGACAAAAUAUGUCUCCAAGUUUAUGCAGCUUCUUCAUUGCACGUGGCUUUGUCAGUUUGUGAUACGGUUUAAUCUAAUUAUGCCUGACCUGUCUGCCAGUAACUUUUUGAACAUAUUCAAUAAAUAAAGAAGGCAGAACGUUCGUGGAGCAAAGGGCUCUUGCUUCAUGAAGCCGGAGAUCUGAGAUGCAAAGUCUCUAUUUUCUAA
This is a messenger RNA of Mauremys mutica (yellowpond turtle), 5111 nucleotides long. RefSeq names its product trophoblast glycoprotein like (gene TPBGL). Gene Ontology annotation, molecular function: protein binding. Gene Ontology annotation, cellular component: plasma membrane. The transcript has a single exon. Lineage: Eukaryota; Metazoa; Chordata; Testudines; Geoemydidae. Gene Ontology annotation, biological process: negative regulation of canonical Wnt signaling pathway. Bases 170 to 1261 code for a protein of 363 amino acids. The record is from RefSeq and is a predicted model, not a curated record.